Messenger RNA from Microthlaspi erraticum, 1065 nucleotides. The record is from the annotation of a GenBank genome assembly. NCBI's taxonomy places the organism in Eukaryota, Viridiplantae, Streptophyta, Magnoliopsida, Brassicales, Brassicaceae.
AUGAAAACACGGCGGCGACAGUACGUCUCUCUAGAUUCUUCGACCUCAUCAACGAAUGCAAAAGAAGAAAACUCAGAGACGAUCUCAACUGAUCUCAUGAUCGAAAUCUUCUUGAGGUUGCCGAGGAGGUCUAUAGCGAGAUGUCGAUGUGUAUCAAAGCUCUGGAACUCCAUGCUUCGCGAUCCGUAUUUCAUCGAGUUUUUGACUCGCCCCCGGUUCUUGUUCUCCUUCCGAAAAGUCGGUUGGGUAUGCCUUCUUGAUCUCCGGGAGAUAAAGGAAAAGAAAGGAACGGCUCAUGUGGUAUGUAACCCAAGAACGGGACAGUUGUUGCCUCUACCCAAAGUGAAGACGAAGAGGAGCUUUAGCGUGUAUAGUUUUCUUGGGUUUGAUCCGACUGAUGAAGAAUUCAAGGUGUUGACCAUAACCGGUGGGGUUGAGCAUCGAGUUCUGACGUUAGGGACUCGAAAACUUGAAUGGAGAAUGAUCGAAUGUGGCAUUCCAGAUCAUUAUCCUAUUAGUGAUGGGAUAUGCAUCAACGGUGGUUUGUAUUAUAUAGCUAGCUUUCAUGGGCCUGUUCGUGCGAUAGUUUGCUUUGAUGUGAGGCUGGAGAGGCAUAGAGUUAUUAACGAAGAUGAGGAAAUGCAUUUCCUAUAUUCUCUUCCAACUCUUGUAAACUACAAGGGGAAAUUAGGUGUUCUUGCUUCAGAUGGUGUUUCUUGGAUACACAGACUUACCCGAGAAAGCAAACAUAUUGUGUUGUGGGUUCUUGCAGACGCAGAGACACUUGAGUGGUCGAAGCAUGUAUAUGUAUUGCCAAAACCUCUGUGGAAGAAUGUAGUUGGAGUGACCACGUUGUUCUUUGUUGGAGUGAUUGGUGGUAGCGAUGAGAUUGUGUUGUCGCCGCAGCGACAUGUAUAUCCUCAGUUCUAUGUUUACUACUACAACAUGGAGAGGAAUACUUUCAGAAGAGUUGAGAUCAAAGGAAUGGACGUGGCGGAUAGGUACUAUGGCUGUUGCAUGACUCUAGACUAUGUAGAGGACGUGAAGCUUAUGGAAUAUGUUUAG